ACACCAUCUUUACUAGCCAAAGUGUCGUACUCCAUGGCAUUGCCAUCGCUCACCUUAGACUGAAUACGAACAAUUGAAACUCAAUAACCCUGCUCUAAUUUAAGGAAAAUCCUUUAGGAUCAAUGAUUUAACUUUUUUCCUGAGAAUGAAUGAAGGUAAUCGAAACCCAUUAAACCCACUUCAAAUUAAAGGAAACCCCAUUUCACGCCCUACCUCUUCUUCUCAAAAUAUUUCAGCUUUCUUCCUGAGAAUGAAUAAGGGCAAUCAAAACCCAAUAACCCUUUUUGAAUUCAAGAAAAAACCAUCUCAACUCAAUCAAGCGUCGAUUUCUUUUUCCUCCUCAUAUUCAACAAUUAAGCAUCGAUAAAACACAGGUGAACAGAGACGCCUACUGGAAAAGAAGGGGAGGGGAGGGGUUUAAUGGGUGAUCCCAAAUGGGUAAGAGUGACAGAUUUUGAUAAAAUAGAGGAAAAGAAAAAGAAAGAGAAGGAAAUGAAUAGUCAAGAUAGAAAUGAGAAGCAAAAUGUGAGGUGUGAUGGUAAAGGGAAAGGCAGAUCUUCGCCCAUGGGAAUAGGGAAAAUGAUGACUUCUGAUUCUUUAUUGGUUGCCUGUGACAUUGGAUGUGAGAGAGUUCUACGGGAAAAUGCUAAAAAAUUGAAAGCCACUUGUAAUGGUGGUUUUCGCACAGCACCGCCGGAAGGGCCAUGUGAAUUAGCUUCAUCUCCUCUAUAA
This is a messenger RNA of Ilex paraguariensis (yerba mate), 732 nucleotides long. NCBI's taxonomy places the organism in Eukaryota, Viridiplantae, Streptophyta, Magnoliopsida, Aquifoliales, Aquifoliaceae. The record is from the annotation of a GenBank genome assembly.